UAAGUCUUCGUUCAUGCGUAGUCUUUCUCCUGCUGGAAGCUUGGUCAUGUUGAAUUUUAAUUUGCUCCAGUUUUAAUAUAGUUUUUAAAAUUUUAGCAUCUUUAAAUUUUUCGUUAAUUAUAUCGUAUCAUUUUAAAUUUUAGUUCAAACAAUUUUUACAAAUUUUAAUAAUCUACGAUGCGCCGUUGUACUUUAAUCUUCCUGUUGUCCGGCUUGGCCAUCGUGACGCUGGGAAUCGUCUUCGGAAUGGUGAUAUUUCCGCAUGUACUGCAUAAGAAGAUUAAACAGCAAAUUCGACUCGAACGAGGAGGCGAACUCUACAAUAAAUGGGUGGACGUAAAAAUUCCAAUUUACAUGAAAGUCUACUUUUUUAAUAUUACGAACCCGGCAGAAUUUUCGGAGGGAGAGAAACCGAUUUUGCAGGAGGUCGGACCUUGGAUUUAUCAACAGAGACGACAAAAAGUCGUGCUUUUGACCAACCCAGAAAAUGAUACGGUUCAAUUUAGACCAAAAAUUACCUACUUUUUCCGAGCCAACAUGUCCCAAGGAAGGACGGAGGAGGAUGUUCUCAACUUUGUCAAUGUGCCUUUAUUGAGUGUAAUUUCCAAAGCCAUGUCGAUGGGUGGUUUUGCUAGAUCCUUGAUAAAAGGCAUAGUUGACGACCACGCGGAAGAGUUAUUUGUCCAGAAAACCGUGGGAGAGUUGCUUUUCAAGGGGUACGACGAACCCAUGAUUCGAGAGCUCUCAGAAUUUCAAGGAGAAGAAAUCAUGCCGGACAAUCAAUUCGGAUUUUACUACGGUAAAAACGGGACUGCUCAAGACCUCUUUGAAAUCUACUCGGGCAUCGUGGAGAAUGAAAAGUUUGGGAUGACCAUUAGCUGGAAGGGGCGGAAGGACCUCGACUUUUGGGGGAGCAAGUACUGCAACAUGAUAAACGGAUCGGAUGGCUCCAUUUUCCCCCCAUUCAUCUCGAGAGACAGAGUAAUUCGCAUUUUCAGUCCGGAUAUGUGUCGCUCAAUCUACAUGACGUACCACAGCGACGUCGAGCUCAAAGGGGUUCCCGCCUACAGAUUCACCACGCCAAAGGAAGUCAUGCAAGAUCCGAGAAUAGAGCCGGAAAAUGUCUGCUAUUGUUCGCAAGCUGUGGAGGACGAGGAUUUCGACCAGUGCAGCAAAGCCGGCGUGUUCAGGAUUGGAGCGUGCAGGAAAGGAGCACCAAUCGUGGCAUCCUGGCCGCACUUCUUUGACGGGGAUGCCGAAUAUCUCAACCAGUCGUUGGGUCUCCGCCCGCAUAAAAUGCUUCACGAGACUUUCCUCUCCCUCGAACCCAAUACCGGAGCACUUUUGGCUGCUUCAAAGAGAUUCCAGAUCAACAUUGAGAUUAAACCGGCACGUUACUUUGCAAAUGUGAAGAAAAUUCCUUCCAUGGUUCUCCCCCUGCUUUGGGUAGAUGAGUCGGUGAGCCUGACUGAUGAAAAUGCGGACAUGUUGCGAGCCAAGUUGCUCACCCCCCUGAAAGUGGGGUCCAUGGGAAUGUUCGGGCUCCUCGGGCUUGGUGCCAUUUUAAUUGUGAUAGCUUUCGUUUUUAUCAUCUUUCCAUGUGGAGGUGAUAAUAAAGGUGAUAAACGUUAAGCCUUACUUUGAUUAUACGUAAAACAAACAAAUUUUAUGCUUCGUAUUUUAAUUAUGUUUCUCAUUAUAAAUUGAUUCAGAGUUUAAAAUUAAAUGUUAAUUAAAUCUGUUAUUAUUGGUUUUAUUA
Messenger RNA from Folsomia candida, 1759 nucleotides. RefSeq names its product lysosome membrane protein 2. NCBI's taxonomy places the organism in Eukaryota, Metazoa, Arthropoda, Collembola, Entomobryomorpha, Isotomidae. The transcript has 10 exons. The coding region runs from base 178 to 1632 and encodes 484 amino acids. The record is from RefSeq and is a predicted model, not a curated record. Gene Ontology annotation, molecular function: scavenger receptor activity. Gene Ontology annotation, cellular component: membrane; cytoplasm.